Molecule: messenger RNA, 600 nt
Organism: Malassezia sympodialis ATCC 42132
Lineage: Eukaryota; Fungi; Basidiomycota; Malasseziomycetes; Malasseziales; Malasseziaceae
Exons: 2
Coding region: 1-600 (199 amino acids)
Source: RefSeq, a predicted model, not a curated record
AUGCCUCGCAAGCGAGCCAAGCUCUCGGUGCGGCAGACGCAGCGCGAGGCGCUGGGACAUGACCUGCCCCCUGGACCCAAGCGCGCACGCGACGAUACGCCACGCAAGGCACUCGCGCUCUUUCGGCCGCCGCCACCGCGGUCAAAGGCGGACGAGCCGCCCCAGCGCACCGAGGCGCCGCUGCAGAUCCGACCAGGCGAGAAGCUGCGUGACUUUAACGAACGUGUUGAGCAGGCAUUUGCAGGUGACCUGAAUCGGACAAUGCGCGCUGAGCUGCGCUCGGAGUCAAAUCAAAAGAAGCGACAGCGUCGACGUGAACUCCUCAAGGCGAAAAAACGGGCAGCAGAUCCACAGGCCGCCCGUGCCGCCGAGGAGGCAGCUGACUUUGAACGUGCAAGCCAGUCGCGCUCUCUCCACGAUGUCGCACAGGCGCCGCCCACAAUCACGGCGCGUCCCAAGGAGCGGCUGAAACGCAAGGCGCCCGCGCUGGUCGAAGCGCUUGCGCAGCGUCCCAAGCCGUCCGCUGCGCGCCAGCGCAUCCUUGACGAAGAGCGCCAGCGCGUCAUCGCACAGUACCGGUCCAUGAAGGGUCGAUCCUAA